UCUCAUAUUCAUUUUUUCACCUAGUUGUAUCCAAAUAAAAAAAUGGCCAAGAGACCAUUUUUUGAGUUUAUUUUGCAGGUGAUAAAUUUAGUGUUGUCUGUGUUGGGUUUAGGAACCCUAGGGUUUGGACUUGUUUGCUUCUUCAAGUCCAAACAAAACAUUCCAAAUGAUUUUCAUAACACUUUGAUUAUCUAUGUUACAAUUGGAGUUGGUGCAAUUUUAUUAAUUAUCUCUUGUUUGGGUUCUAUUGGAAUAGCAAAAAGGAGCCCUUGUUGUUUGAUUACUUAUUGUGUAUUCUUGGUACCACUUAUCAUAGCUGAGUUGGGAAUUUCUCUUUUCAUAUUCUUUGAUCACAGCUGGAAAAAGGUUAUACUAGAUGGUAUAAAUAAAGAUUAUUUCACAGUCUAUAAGUUUGUGAAUCACCGUUGGAAUGUCAUCAAAUGGAUAGCUCUUGGAGUCUUUAUAUUACAGGUUAUUGCUCUGAUUCUCGCAAUAUACUUGCGAUCCGUGUUUAAUAGAGCACGAUAUGACCUAACAGACGCCGAGCGUGAACGUGGAUUGUAUCGUCAACAUCCUAGAAAAUAUACUUACGACCGUUUGGGUACACCCACGCCCACACGUAUCAUCACCAUACCAAGAUCAUCUGGUGUCAGUGUCCGUGUUAAUGGCAGUGUUUCAGCAAAACCUUCUAGCUCGCCAAAUACCAAUGCCAAUGUUUGAUGCUAGAGAUCCAUCAAACUCUACUAAAGUUGUUGUUGUUUAAUUUGAUGUAGAGUCAUUUGAAUUUAUUAUUGUUACUUUGAAAGUACAUUGAUAUAAAAUUUGUU
Messenger RNA from Vicia villosa (hairy vetch), 827 nucleotides. Its product is annotated as tobamovirus multiplication protein 2A-like. The transcript is spliced from 5 exons. Gene Ontology annotation, cellular component: membrane. The record is from RefSeq and is a predicted model, not a curated record. The coding region runs from base 43 to 720 and encodes 225 amino acids. NCBI's taxonomy places the organism in Eukaryota, Viridiplantae, Streptophyta, Magnoliopsida, Fabales, Fabaceae.